AUGUCAUUGGUCAGAGUGAAUCGCUUUGGUCCCCGGGGAGGUGGAAGAAAAACUCUAAAAGUAAAGAAGAAAGCCACAGCAAGGCAAGAAUGGGAUAAUACUGUGAAUGAUCUAACAGUGCACCGGGCAACUCCUGAAGAUCUAGUGCGCCGUCAUGAGAUACACAAGUCAAAGAAUAGAGCAUUGGUGCACUGGGAGCUUCAAGAAAAAGCUUUGAAGAGAAAAUGGAAGAAGCAGAGACCAGAAACUUCAAGUCUUGAAAAAAGAAGAUUAUCUAUCAUGAGGGAGAUUCUUUCUGAUCAGUACCAGACACAGGAUGCGCUGGAGAAGUCCGAUCAUCUGAUGGCUGCCACCAAAGGUCUGUUUGUUGAUGUUCCUCGUAAGCGCACAGGGUUUCCAAAUGUAACAAUGGCUCCAGAUUCCUCUCAGAGUCCCAUUGGAAUAAAUCAAGAUCCUGGCACCCAGUCCACCCUUAAUGAAUCUCUCAUAGAGCCUCAGGCUCUUAAUGAAGUGGAUGAUGAAGAAGAGAGCACUGUUCACAGCCAGUCAGAUGACAGCGAGAGUGAGCUGCCUAACUCCCUCAGCUCACAGUCUAACAGGACCACAGAGAGGUUUCUACACCAACUAAAGGAAGAGAAUUCUGAGUUAAUCAAUCAAUUGUGGACUGAUAUUCAGCAGAAAAUAGCUACCCAGUCGCAGAGGACCCCUCCAGGAACUCCAUCCUUGGUGUUCUCAGCAGAGGAACAGAAAGCUGCUCUGAAUGCGACCGAUGCUGUCAAGAGAAUCCAGGCUGGGCUUCAGCCCGAGGAGUCUGCUGAGACUGCGGACUCCAGCUAUGUGGUGAAACAAGUGCUCAACUCAAGGAAGCAAAAGCAGCCGUUAAAUAAAGUGAAAAAAAAACCAGAUAUGCGCGCUCCUUCCAAGCAGAAGAAAAACAUGUUAUCCGCUAGCACAACCUCUGCAGACUUACCGAGUAGCAACACCUCCAGCUUGGAUGUCCUCAAACACAUGAUCCAUGAAGUGGAACAUGAGAUGGAGGAGUAUGAGCGGUGGACGGGCCGUGAGGUCAAGGGACUGCAGGGUGGUCAGGGGCUCACAGGCUUCACUCUGUCACUGGUGAGCUCUCUCUGCCGCCUGGUUCGGUACCUUAAGGAGAGUGAAAUUCAACUGAGGAAAGAAGUAGAGACAAGGCGGCAGCUGGAACAGUCGUUAGGUGAUCACCGAGAGCUCAUCGAUGCUCUGACAGCUGAAAUUCUUCUCCUCAGAGAAGAACAUAGUACCAUGCAGGCGAGACUUCAGCAGUACAUGGUCACUACGGAUGAGCAGCUUAUAUCACUCACACAUGCCAUUAAGAACUGUCCUGUAAUAAAUAACUCCAGACAAGAGAGUCAAGCAUCAGAAAGGACAACUAUGGGUAGAAGACUUAUGGAUAAUGUAGAGGUCCCUGUUGUAAGCAGUAAUGUCUCCAUGCCAUUGAUGUUCAGAGGGGAAGAAGCCAUUGAAUUUCCACAGGAAGAGUUGCCUGUUAAACUAUCACAGGGACCAGCCUCUACAGAGAACUUGAAUCUGGCCAAUAAUUUCCCAACACAUAUUUUCGAGCCAGCUGUGAUGUUAACACCACCCAGGCAGAAGAGCAACUCAGAAUUCUCUCCUCUACAGGAUGUAUUGAGAAGAACUGUUCAGACCCGUCCUGCUCCCCGAAUCCCUCCCACUGUGGAAGUCAUAGAGAAAGAACAGACCUGGGAAAAAAAGACCUUGCCCGAUGAACCCGACAUUCAGAACUCAAGUGAGGAAAACCGCCUCUUCACUCAGAGGUGGAGAGUUUCUCACAUGGGAGAAGAUCUGGAGAACAAAUCCCAGACACAGUUUGUUAACCUGUUGCAGCCCCCUUGCACUUCCCUUCCUCCCCCUCAGCAGUCAAGAACUCCUAAUUUCUCAGAAGAGCCCCCAGUACUUGGAGAUGGGAAGCAGCGUAGAACAAAUGAGGCACUGUUACAAAGGAAGGACAUAAUGGCGCGGAUUGCUGAGCUGACACUGCAGAAUUCAGCCAUCAAGGCACACCUGAAUAAUGUUACCGGGUCAGUGGUAGAGCAAGGGGAUGGACCUCGGGAGCCAAGCAAACCGGGAAGUGUCUGUGACAUGACUGCUACUUUUCCAGGAGUUCAAUCUCCAGCGCCAAGUAGCAUGGAGGAACGGAUUGCAGAGUUGAACCGACAGAGCAUGGAGGCCCGCAGCAAACUGCUGCAGCUGAUAGAGCAGCAGAAACUUGUUGGUUUGAACCUUUCCUCUUCACCAGUGUCUCCUGUUCCGUCCCCUCUCAGAGCAUGGACCGAAGAAGGAAAGCGAACCAUCGAGGUGUCUGUCCCAGGAGUGGAGGCUCCAGAGAGUUCGAAAGGCAGUACUGUCUCUCCUGUCAGCGGGAACAGUUCAAGAAGAUCUUCAGGGGCUGCUAGUAAUUCUUGUUCUCCACUAAAUGCCACCUCCGGAAGUGGGCGAUUCACACCUGUUAAUCCAAGAACAAAGACUGAAAGGCAGAAUGAAGAAGGCUGGUUCGCGCUUUCUACCCACAUGUCAUAGGAGACGUUAAAUCAGAGAGUGUCCUCAGUGACUUAUUCCCACCUUCUCUUCCCUCUUCGUGGAUCCUCUUUUCAAGUUGUGACUUUUUCUUCAGAUGAAACCUACAAAGAUUUCCUGUAUUAAUGGAAACAAGGAAAAGAAAAUUAUUUUAAUAUUUUACCUUUUCAAAUAGGUUUUUCAAAAUAGCAUCUAACCUGUGAAUUCCCUGUGAAUAAAACUUUGACUGUAGGAAAAUUUAAGUUUUAUAUUUGAUUAACCUUGUUAAACUUUUUAGUAAUAUAUUGUUACCCUUGUCAUUGCUGUUGAGGGUUUUAUUUUUGUUACUGUUUACUGCUUCUUAAAUGUGGAUCAACUUUGCAGAAGAACUAAAUAGCUUUAUGUAUGACUUAGAAUAAAAUUUUUUCUGGCUUUCAGAAACAUGUGGUACUUUGUUUUCUGCUAUUCAUCACUCCAAACUGAAUGUAUUGGAAAACAAAGUCUGGGGCUGUGGUGUCUACUUAUUCAGAAACUUGAGGCAGGAGGUUCUUUAGUAAAUAACGAGUUCCACAUCAGCCUGAGCUGUGUAGAGAACCCUGUUUCAACAAAAGAACAGGAGAUGGGCAUAAGAAUGUUUAUUUUCUUAUGCAAGUAAAAGUGGCUAUAUGUUUAAUAAAAAUUUUCAUGCAGUUUUUAAGUGUGAAAUUAUCAAAAAUUAUCAUGUACAUCUAAUAAAUAAGGAUAUCAACCAUAAUGUUCAAAUGUCUAAAUGCAGUCUAUUAAUUUAAUGAUGUUAGAAAAAGAAAUACAAAAAUUGUUCACAAUUUUCCUUGCCCUAAAUCACCCAGAAUGGAUUUUCUUUCAUGAACUGA
This is a messenger RNA of Phodopus roborovskii (desert hamster), 3425 nucleotides long. RefSeq names its product spindle and centriole associated protein 1 (gene Spice1). Gene Ontology annotation, biological process: regulation of centriole replication; metaphase chromosome alignment; mitotic spindle assembly. Gene Ontology annotation, cellular component: centrosome; spindle; centriole. The coding region runs from base 1 to 2577 and encodes 858 amino acids. The record is from RefSeq and is a predicted model, not a curated record. NCBI's taxonomy places the organism in Eukaryota, Metazoa, Chordata, Mammalia, Rodentia, Cricetidae. The transcript has 17 exons.